AAGGGCCCGGCGUGGGCGGGGCGUGGAGCGGCGAGUGGCGCCGAGUGCGCCGGCGUCGAGCGCCGGGACAGGGCGUGUUCUCGUGCUGAGGCUAGCUGGGCUCUCUCCCGCUGCAUCUCUGGCACCUGAGUUGCACCCUGGCAGAGCCCGUGCUUCCCGCGCCCCACCUGUCAGGAGCUGCCUUCCGCGAUAAUGUCCAAGUCUCUGAAAAAGCUGGUGGAGGAGAGCCGAGAGAAGAACCAGCCGGAAGUGGACAUGAGUGACCGGGGCAUUUCCAGCAUGCUGGAUGUCAACGGCUUGUUCUCCUUAUCCCACAUCACACAACUGGUCCUGAGCCACAACAAGCUAACAACUGUGCCACCCAACACAGCGGAACUGAAGAAUCUGGAAGUGCUUAACUUUUUUAAUAACCAGAUCGAGGAGCUGCCUACACAGAUCAGCAGCCUUCAAAAACUCAAACACCUGAACCUGGGCAUGAAUAGACUGAACACUUUGCCUCGAGGAUUUGGCUCUCUCCCAGCUCUUGAGGUCCUUGAUUUGACUUACAACAACCUGAAUGAGAAUUCUCUUCCUGGAAACUUCUUCUACCUUACCACCCUGCGUGCACUCUAUCUAAGUGACAACGAUUUUGAAAUCCUGCCGCCAGAUAUUGGGAAGCUCACAAAGUUGCAGAUACUAAGCCUUCGGGAUAACGACCUGAUCUCGCUGCCUAAGGAAAUCGGGGAGCUUACUCAGCUUAAGGAACUUCACAUUCAGGGGAACCGCCUGACCGUUCUGCCCCCAGAAUUAGGAAACUUGGAUUUAACUGGUCAGAAGCAGGUUUUCAAAGCAGAGAACAACCCCUGGGUUACCCCUAUUGCUGAUCAGUUUCAACUUGGUGUUUCCCACGUUUUUGAAUAUAUCCGUUCUGAAACAUAUAAAUACCUCUACGGCAGACACAUGCAGGCAAACCCAGAACCGCCGAAGAAAAAUAAUGACAAGUCAAAAAAGAUCAGCCGGAAACCUCUGACAGCCAAGAACAAAUAAGGGGUUGGCAUGGGCUGGACUGCUGGUCACUUCCCCCUUUAUUCGCUUCUCUUGCACAAUCUCACAAGUAAAUACAGUGUGUGUUUUGUGGGGGGGGGGUUUCCUUUUCACUUUCUCUUUCUAGUGUUGACCGCCUUUGCUUUUAAAUUCUUUUGGUAGAUGUUAGAUUUUUAUAAUUCUUAAAACCAUUUCCAUUUGUUUCCUUAAAAUUGCAAAAUGCAGGAAACAAGACUCUAAUUCCACUGCAAAUUCCAUAUAGUCGCAAGUUUCAGUCCUUGAAUAGGUGUUCACCAAGCUGCUUAUUAUCAAAAGAGUAAUUAAAUCAUAUAAUCAUAUAUAUAUAUAUAUAUAAUGUCACAGUUAACACACUUGUCUCUUCUGUUUAGUCGCAGAACUCAUUAUUUUGCUUUAUUAAAAAUUUUCCUUCACCACCGAGAUACUAUGUUAACUUACGAAUGAUUUUAAUGAUAUCUUGAAUUUGUAUUACAUGUUCCUUCUUGAGCAGAAUAAAGAACAAUUAGAUCUUGGAUCAUA
Molecule: messenger RNA, 1560 nt
Organism: Manis pentadactyla (Chinese pangolin)
Lineage: Eukaryota; Metazoa; Chordata; Mammalia; Pholidota; Manidae
Gene: RSU1
Product: Ras suppressor protein 1
Exons: 9
Coding region: 193-1026 (277 amino acids)
Molecular function (GO): protein binding
Source: RefSeq, a predicted model, not a curated record